Messenger RNA from Arabis nemorensis, 981 nucleotides. The record is from the annotation of a GenBank genome assembly. NCBI's taxonomy places the organism in Eukaryota, Viridiplantae, Streptophyta, Magnoliopsida, Brassicales, Brassicaceae.
AUGGUUAGACCACCUUGUUGCGAGAAGGUCGAGGUGAAGAAAGGACCAUGGACUCCUGAAGAAGACAUAAUCUUGGUCUCUUAUAUCCAACAGCAUGGCCCUGGAAACUGGAGAUCUGUUCCUACCAACACCGGUUUGCUAAGAUGUAGCAAGAGUUGUAGACUUAGAUGGACUAAUUACCUUCGUCCCGGGAUCAAACGAGGAAAUUUCACUCAACCUGAAGAGAAGAUGAUUAUCCACCUCCAAGCUCUUUUGGGUAAUAGAUGGGCAGCUAUAGCAUCAUAUCUACCUCAGAGGACCGACAACGAUAUCAAGAACUAUUGGAACACUCAUUUAAAAAAGAAGCUCAAGAUGAAGCUUGAGAACAUCAUCAACAAAGACAACACCGACAUUACAGAGAUGUCUUCUUGUAACAACAACAAAAGGAUCGCCAACAAAGGCCAAUGGGAGAAAAAGCUUCAAACAGACAUCAACAUGGCUAAACAAGCCUUGUUCCAAGCCUUAUCACUUGACCAACCACCUUCAUCGAUCCCUCCCGAUCUCGACUCACCAAAACCUCAUCAUCAUCUUUCUACGACUACUUAUGCUUCAAGCACAGAGAAUAUCUCUAAGUUACUUCAAAACUGGACAAGCUCAUCUUCUUCAAGGCCUAACACUUCAUCACUCUCCAACAAUCGGAGCUCAAGCACCGGUGAAGGAGGAGUUCUUGAUCAUCACUCUUUGUUCUCCUCAAACUCAGAAUCUGGAUCAGUUGAUGAGAAGCUGAAUUUAAUGUCAGACACAAGUGUGUUCCAAGGUGAGAGCAAACCAGACUUUGACAUUGAAGCUGCUACUACUGAUAAUCAAGGCUCCUUGUCUUUGAUUGAGAAAUGGUUGUUUGAUGAACAAGGCUUGGUUCAGUGUAAUGAUGAUCAAGAAGGUCUCAUUGACGUGUCUUUAGAGGUUAAAAAUAAUGAUAACCACAGUCAAGAUUUGUUCUGA